CCAACUGUGCAGGAAGAUGGAGGAGAUGUAAUCUAUAAAGGCUUUGAAGACGGCAUCAUACAGCGGAAACAUCAAGAUUCUUGUACCAGCUGCCCCAGUUCAAUUGUUACUCUGAAAAAUGGAAUUCAGAACAUGCUGCAGUUUUAUAUUCUAGAAGUAGAAGGCAUAGAACAGGUUAUGGAUGAUGAAUCAGAUGAAAAAGAAGCAAACUCACCUUAA
Rangifer tarandus platyrhynchus (Svalbard reindeer) is the source of this 219-nucleotide messenger RNA. Lineage: Eukaryota; Metazoa; Chordata; Mammalia; Artiodactyla; Cervidae. The record is from the annotation of a GenBank genome assembly.